UCACAUUUUUUGGUACCAGCCUUUCAAGUGGAUUUCCAAUGUGUAAAAAAUUGUUAGCCAUCUAUGGCGUUUGCCAUUAUGCGUUAGCAUAGUGCUAACAGUGCGACUGCUCUCCUGCCAUCUUCCCAACAGUUGUUUGAGGUGGAAGUGUUGUUCCUUCAGGAGCUUUUAAUCUCUGUGACUCACGCUGACCGCCAGCAGACUCCCCGGACGCCUCCCACGUGCAAAUGGCCAUACCGGAGACGUGUGUUUUGCUGCGUACAAUGAGUCACGUCUGCUGACCUUGGAUUUCCUGGAUGGGUAAACAGCUUCUCUGCCAUAUUUUGCGAGUUGCUGGGUGCUCAGCUGGGAAAACAGGCAAGACUCGCGACUAAGUUGCCGAUGUUUCAGCAGAAUAUUAAAGAAAUGCAACAAAUAUGAUGACAAAAUGGAGGAGGAAGGCACGAACAGUGUUAAAUAAAACAUGCCGCAGGCGAGGUGCAAAUGUCAACCUCUACUAUAACUGAAUUUUUAAUUGCUUCCACUUAAAAGAGGAGCCGCACUCAAAUGUCUCUGAUUUGUUUUAAUCGUCUACACACGAGCCAAUAGAAAUGUAAACAUAGUCAUCUUUUUUUUUUUAAUUUCACAAAAUUUUCUGUUAAGCAGGUCAAACGACAUUUUAAAUAGAAGAGCUAGAAGAAAUUGGAACCAUCGUGCCAUUUUGGAAAUAUGAUCAACUUAAUCUAAUUAGAUUGAUGAAGGCAUUCCUUUUGCGUGAACAGGCCGUGCUUUGUGAUCCAGAAGAAAGCAUGCAAGUGUAGAUCACAUUGGACACACACACAGAGCUGAUGUAUGCCGGUUCCGCGAAGGGUCAGCAAUGCCCUGUGGCCCGGUGACCACAUCAGACAGCAUUGCAUUAUGGGUAGUGGCACUCAGGUCGCACAGCUGUCUCUUCGCCAAGGGCACAUCAGGGCUCGCCAGUCUCCACACGCGACGUUGAGCGCGUCACCGCCGUAGUGGGAGCGAGCGCACGGCUAACGUGCUCCAUGCUAAUUUGUGUUUUGAAUUAUUGCUGAAGUCAUUAAUAGGUUUGUAAGUCUUUAUUUGCUGUUGGUACGUUUAUUGUGUGAAAGCAUUUAUCCACUUUAUACUCAUUAUUAUAAUUUAUUACUUGGUCUGCUUUUUUUUCCCUAUUACAAUUUCUCAUUUUGGUUUCUCGCUAAUAACGAAUGUCUAUUGACUGUCUGUCUGUGGCUUGAAUGGGCGAUCAUAUCUCAUCCAUGUGAUGAUUAUUUGAUGAGAAAAGCCACUGAGGACUCUGACGGCUGCUGCCUUUGCCAAUGAACGUCCUUUAGUCACUUGAUGCCAUUAAAUAAACAUCGGUCAGGCGUAAGCCGCUCAAAGCAAAAAAUGUUGCCACUCCCCAUCCGUGACCUUUAGCAUUCACCGGGCAGGUUGUUUGUUGCCACGGCUACACGUGUGAUCAUAUUGAUCGUUCAAGAGACUUCAAUCAUAUGGCCGUGAUGUGGUAUUCUUUGGAUUAAGGCCUCUUCUUUCCUUCUCGGGUGAUGAGUCAUUUAAAUUUAAAUUAAAUUAAGCGGUUUGGAUCAUGGAUGGGUGGAUUUUAUUUCAUGACCCCGGCUGAUUUGCUAAGUUUAAAAAUCGGAUGUGGCUCGAGGCCUCGCUCCAGAUCCGCUCCGCAAUCGGUCGCUUUUUUUCCUUCGCCCCCGCCCCUCCCUCGCGUAAAGUUUCUCGUCGCGCGUCCAAGUCAUCCUUGCCGUCGAUCCGCUCGCCGGCAAACAAUCGGCGGCCAAAAUAAAGCCCGCCGGCGCGCGUACAUGCGUUUACGAGCGCGCAAAUCACCUCAUCUGCAACAGCGAAUGAAAAAAAAAAAAAAAAACACGCACAUCCACGCGCAGCUUCGUGAAUGAUUUAAAGCUUUUUGCAUCAUCGUCCCCUCCCAAUGCACUCCUCCUCCUCCCCUCCUCCUCCCCCUCCUCUCUCCUCUUCCUCCAGCCCAGAGAUGCUGCUGCUGAUGCGGGCAUCGUCUCAUCCAGCCAUGCCGCAGUGAUGCUGCAGCGGGCGUGUUUUUGUCCUCACCACCAUCAGCAGCAUCCGUAUACGAUCUCCUCACCUUGACCGGACAGAAGGCGCAGUGAGGCGGCAUUGGAGUGCGGCAAAACAAGGGUGGAACCUUUUUUUGCACGUGGUCCAGCGUGGGCCAAACAAAGCAAGACAAAAGUGGCGCGGGCGGGCAACAGGCAGGUGUUCCAUCUGCUUCCUGCUUUGCUAACAGUGAAGAUAAAGGUUGGCCUUGCCAUAAGCCAAAAGAGCGGCGGGAGGAUUAUGUCCCAAAGAUAAACAAAAGUGCCAUUUACAAGCAAGGCAAACAAAUUGGUGCACUCAAACGGGAACAGCAAUCACGGGCGGAGUGGUUGAUAUUACAGCCGAGUGGCGACGAGCACGUGCUGCUCCUCACUCGAGUGUUUGCUCACCAAACUGUGUGAGGUCAAGUGAAAAGAGGAGACCGCACGUGCAAUUUGGAACGAAUAGCCCUCUUCUCUUUUUUUUUCCAACCGCAAGCAUCAGGUCAUCUCUCACCAUGCGGAGACCAAGACUCCAGUGAACCAAGACGAGACCGAGAGUGACAUCCCCCAACAUCCACCCGUCAAAGACAACUUUCUUCCUGGACUAGAAAUUUUGGGCAUGAGCGGCUUGACAGUCAAGCUGGACCCCCGCCGGGUCCAAUGGGGCGCCAUGUGGCACACCUUUACGUCACGCGUCUUGAGGACCAAGCCCGUGGAGUCCAUGCUGGACUCAGCAACGUCAGGCACGGGCCCACACGGCACCCGGCUGGCCCGCGUGCUGUCCACCGUGGACCUGGUGUCGCUCGGCGUGGGCAGCUGCGUGGGCACGGGGAUGUACGUGGUGUCGGGCCUGGUGGCCAAAGAGAUGGCGGGCCCCGGCGUCAUCGUGUCCUUCAUCAUCGCCGCUGUGGCCUCCAUCUUGUCCGGAGUGUGCUACGCCGAGUUCGGCGUCCGUGUGCCAAAGACCACCGGCUCGGCCUACACGUACAGCUACGUGACGGUGGGCGAGUGCGUGGCCUUCUUCAUCGGCUGGAACCUGAUCCUGGAGUACCUGAUCGGCACGGCGGCGGGCGCCUCGGCGCUCAGCAGCAUGGCCGACUCGCUGGCCAAUCACAGCAUCAGCGGCUUCAUGAUCAAGCACAUCGGAACCCUCAACGGCUUUGGUAAAGGAGAGCAGUCGUAUCCGGACCUGCUGGCGCUGGUGAUCGCGCUGCUGGUGACUGUCAUCGUGGCGCUGGGUGUGAAGAACUCUGUGGGCUUCAACAACGUGCUGAACGUCAUCAACCUGCUGGUGUGGCUCUUCUUGAUGGUGGCCGGGCUCUUCUUUGUCAACGGGGAGAACUGGGACCACGGCAGGUUCUUGCCUUUCGGCUGGUCGGGGGUGAUGCAAGGCGCCGCCACGUGCUUCUACGCCUUCAUCGGCUUUGACAUCAUCGCCACGACGGGAGAGGAAGCCAAAAGUCCCAACACGUCCAUUCCGUACGCCAUCACCGCCUCGCUGGUCACGUGUCUGACGGCGUACGUGUCGGUGUCCGUCAUCCUGACCCUGAUGGUCCCCUACGACCAGAUCGACGCCGACGCCCCCUUGAUGGAGAUGUUCGCCAUGCACGGCUGCAUGUUCGCCAAGUACAUCGUGGCGGUGGGCUCCAUUGCCGGGCUCACGGUUUCGCUGCUGGGCUCGCUCUUCCCCAUGCCCAGGGUCAUCUACGCCAUGGCGGGCGACGGCCUGCUCUUCAAGUUCUUGGCCCGCGUGUCUUCCUACACAGAGACCCCCGCCGUGGCUUGCGUGGUGUCGGGCUUCCUGGCUGCGUUUUUGUCCCUGCUGGUCAGCCUCCGAGAUCUCAUCGAGAUGAUGUCCAUCGGCACGCUGCUGGCUUACACGCUGGUGAGCCUGUGCGUGCUCCUUCUGCGAUACCAGCCCGAGGGCGACAUCCACGGCUUCGUCAACUUCCUGUCUGAGGAACAAAACGUCAAGAGGAAGGAAGGCGUCCUGGCCGAGUGCGAGAAGGACGCCUGCUCGCCGGGCCGCGACGACCCGGAUGAGCCCACCAACACGUGCGGUGCCAAGAACCUGCCGUCCCUAGGCGACAACGAGAUGCUGAUCGGCAAACCCGACAAGAACGCCUACGCCGCCGGCCACCCCAACUACGGCACCGUGGACAUGGGCAGCGGCAUCGAGGCCGAGGAGUCGGAAGGCGGAGCCACGCGCCGGCUCAAGAAACUCCUGGGGCCCCGCUACUACACCCUGAGGAUUCGACUGGGUCUUCCGGGGAAGAUGGACCGGCCCACCGUCGCCACGGGGAAGACCGUCACCGUGUGUGUGCUGCUGCUCUUUGUCUUCAUGUUCGCUUUCUGCGCCUUUAUCAUAUUCGGCGCGAGCAGCAUCGAGGAAGGUCGCUGGUGGGCUGUGCUCCUCCUGAUCUUGUUGGUGGUGCUGCUGGCCCUGCUGGUGGUCAUCAUCGUGCAACAGCCGGAGAACCCCAAGCGGCUGCCCUACAUGGCGCCCUGCGUGCCCUUCGUGCCCGCCUCCGCCAUGCUGGUCAACAUCUACCUCAUGCUCAAACUGUCGGCCAUCACCUGGAUACGAUUCUCCAUAUGGUGCCUUGUAGGCGUGCUCAUCUACUUCGGCUACGGCAUGUGGAACAGCACCUUGGAGAUCACGGCUCGGGAGAACGAGGCGCACGCUUCCACCUACCAGCGUUACGACCAAGGCGUGGACGAAGGCUUCUGCGGCUUCGACGACGACUUCUACCCGCCCACCGAGCUCACGUCGGGCCCGGCGGGCAGAGCGCCGCAGGCCCAGCCCGAGAGCGAUGGGACGCCCGUUCGGAAGCCCGUCGCCGCCUCGGUGGAUGAGGACCCCGUGGAUUUCUGAAGGGAUGGAUCUUUUUUUUUUUUACUGCCUGGAGUGGCGGGAGUUUGGUGCAAGCGGGCAUGGCAGCAUGUGGAUGUGGGCGCGUUGCUGUUUGUGUGUGCACUCUGUGAGCCAGAUUGUCCCCCACUCCUCGUUUUGCAACGUCCUUGGCCGGUUUGUACCACCAAAAAAAAAAAAGCCACUUAAACACUGAUAGCUAAGUGCAGACAUGGCGGCAGAUAAGCGCGGAAGCAACGCUGCUCACUUUGCUUGUUAGCAAAGAGGACAACAA
Molecule: messenger RNA, 5212 nt
Organism: Syngnathus acus (greater pipefish)
Lineage: Eukaryota; Metazoa; Chordata; Actinopteri; Syngnathiformes; Syngnathidae
Gene: slc7a14a
Product: solute carrier family 7 member 14a
Exons: 13
Coding region: 2686-4941 (751 amino acids)
Biological process (GO): amino acid transport; transmembrane transport
Cellular component (GO): plasma membrane
Molecular function (GO): amino acid transmembrane transporter activity
Source: RefSeq, a predicted model, not a curated record